Cyprinodon variegatus (sheepshead minnow) is the source of this 3910-nucleotide messenger RNA. Its product is annotated as high affinity immunoglobulin gamma Fc receptor I-like. The transcript has 5 exons. Gene Ontology annotation, biological process: cell surface receptor signaling pathway. The record is from RefSeq and is a predicted model, not a curated record. NCBI's taxonomy places the organism in Eukaryota, Metazoa, Chordata, Actinopteri, Cyprinodontiformes, Cyprinodontidae. Bases 1685 to 2461 code for a protein of 258 amino acids. Gene Ontology annotation, molecular function: transmembrane signaling receptor activity.
AGUUUGAUUGGUUGUUAACAUUUUUACUGUAUAAUCUAAGGUUAUAAAUGUAAUAUUUACAGGACAACAAUAAACCUAUAGGUUUGGUUUCUCCAGAAUUAGAAUAAUUUUACAUUAUGUUAGAUGCACAGACUUGUGCCAGCAUAGGUCAUUUCUUAAAUAAGUGUAAAAAAUGUUAUCAGAUGAGCAACAGAUCUGCUGAUCAGAACUCAAGCUUCACUUAUUAUUGGUUCUAUCUGGCAGUCCAGCUGUGUUCCUGAUCCUGUUUAAUAUUAUCUGAUGUCUAAGUGACCAGGUACCAACAGGACCUUGGAAAUUAGAGGGAAAAAUAUAUUUGAGUAGUUUAAUUUUAUCAUCAAAAAAGUAUAACCUGUACUUAAGAGGAUUGUUUAAAAACUUUACAUAACAUUCUGUCAUCCCUGCACUAAUGGUAGCAAGCUACGAUGUAGUCACAGCUACCUGGGGGCAGAGUGAUGGCAGGGAGGCUCCCAUGCACAGGCGUCACCAGCAGGCAAGGAGGGGAAGUGUCAUACCCAUAUCCAUCGAUGCAACCAUGUUUGUUUUGCUUCAACCUGGCGUUUUUGGUUGACGUCAGCAUGUUACUGCAUUUCAUUGGUUCUAAAUAUUUCUGUAUUUUGAGGUUAAUGCAUCUUUUGGCUUCUGACAAGAUGUAUUUUGGGGAGUUUCUGAUUUCACAAACACAUUCUCGCAACAAUUCUUCUAGCUUGCAAGGUAAGUACUCACUUGGUAUAUAUACCAUGUAAGUACUUAACUUGAAAAACUUAAAGGCCCUAUAUUAUGCAGAAUUAACUUUAUAAACAUUUUAUACCGGUCAGGCUUCAGUUUCCUUGUUUAUGAGGUUUACAAAUGAACCCCUUUCACAUCUCUCGCAUCAUUUCUCCUCCUGUGCGCAAAAUGUGCUGUUUGAAGAUCAAGCUUUAUGAUGUCAUCAGGGGAAAUACGCUGAACAGAACAGUCUGUAGCGUCCUAUCUGUAAAGCUAUGGCCUUCAUCUAAUGUUUUAUUUUGUGCUCCUGGGCUAUUUUUAUGAACUCUGAAUGGUUGUCAGGAUUGUUGGUUGUGCUUUCAGCUUUCAGGAGGACAGGGGCAUCCAAAGGGGAAAUCCAAAACAGCUUGUUUAGAAGAGGGUUGAAUAAGAAGACUUUUGGUAAAGACUGUCUGACUAAUCUGAGGGAAAUUUUCCUGCACAAAUGGCAGGAAAUAAAGUAUUUAAAAACAUGGGACCCAUUUAUUUCCCCAGAGUUGGGCUAACUGCAAGGGAUUCAUGUAGAAUUCCACAGACAAUCUCAAAUGAGUCCAACUUUCAGCCCGGUUGCAGUAGAUAUUUUCUAACAUAUAUGACAUAUUUUGUAUCGAGUAGAGGUAAAAGUAGAACAUAGCCAAAUUAACAUUUCCAUUUGGGACCCACUUACUUUACAGCCAAACGUAAAUCUGCUUUACAUAUUUUGAUCAAUUAACACUGUUAAACUGUUUUCAAAUGUGUACUGCUGCAACUGAAAACUGUUUGCUAUAAUUUUACUAGUUUUUAAAAUAGUUUUCUACAUUUCAUCUAAAGAGAACAGUUUGGACACCUUACAGUCUCUGAAAAACCAGCAGGGUCUUUGUUUUUCACAAAGGAAGUGAAAAGAUCAGGGUGUUUUUCAGUCAUUCGACGGUUGGACAGGAUGCUGGUAACACCGCUGUGUCUGAUGCUGACCUGUCUAAAGGUCAGCCCUGAUCGGUCCCAGUUCUUCCGCUAUGAAUCCAUCUCCCUAAGCUGUGAGGAUCCUUUGAACUCCACUGACUGGAAGGUAAAGAGGAAUACUUCUGAUAGCGGGGUCAGGCUCUGCUCCUCAGGCUGGGGAUUCGCCUCUUCAGGCUUCAGCUGCAUCAUUGGAAACACCUACCCAACAGACACAGGGGUCUACUGGUGUGAGUCGGAUGGACAGGAGCGAAGCAAUGUGGUCAACAUCACCAUAACUGAUCGUACAGUGAUUCUGGAGAGUCCUGUAAUGCCAGUGUCCGAGGGAGCUCCCGUGGUUCUACGCUGUAAAGCUGAGAAAAACAGUUCCAACCACAAAUACAACUUCUAUAAAGAUGGCCGCAUCAUCAGGAGUAAAACCUCUGGAGAGAUGAUAAUUUUCAGUGCUUCCAGAUCAGAUGAGGGACUCUACACCUGCAGCGCCUCGGGGCUUGGAGAAUCAGAAGGCAGCUGGCUGACAGUUUUGGGGGACUGGAAUGAUCAACAGAUUCAGCUCACACCUGGGACACUAUCUUCCUCAGCUCCACCCACAGCGCCAAUUUCAAUCCCUGCUUCCAGACUUUUGUGUCACCUGAUUGUAGGAAUACCAUAUCUAGUGUCCACCAUCCUACUCGGACUAAUAUACAGGGACAGGAAGAGAGCUGCUCGGAUGGUUGACAAGAGGGAAAAUGUUGAUAUUAUCAUGGAAAGGAUUGUGUAAGUCAUCUCCAGCACCCAUCACCCAGAGAGAAAGUGGUGUCUGUCCGACAUGAACUCAGAGAUUCUGAUGUAAAGAAAAAAUCAGGAUGUUUUUGGUGCUCAAGUAAAUGUUUAUAUAUAUCAUGAUAGGAUUUCAGUGUGAGAGGAAGAUUUCUUUUUAUGCUGAAGCACAUUUUAGAUGCAGAAUGCAUAUUUACUAUGAGGGGAAAGUUUGUCUUUGUUAAUCAAAAAAAGGUGUUAGUGGUUUUGAUCACGAACAUGCUGUCAUCAACUUUUUGUUAUGCUCCUCCUCUGUUUUCUCUAUGGACAUUUAGUCUGCAAACCAUGUUGUUGGAUUUUCUUUCAUUUUCAUUUUGUUUUAUUAAAACAAAAACAAGAGCUUAAUAGAAUAAUAGACAUUAAAUGUAAUGGUGUGCUGAUUUAGGUCUUUGACCCUCUAUAGGUCAGCUGUGGUUAGCUUGCUGAAAUGAAUGUUUGUGUGGUUUUUUUCUCAGAAGGCAGGAACAGUUUGUCCGCAAAUAAGCAGAAUUUAGGUUAUAACCCAUGACAACAUAAAAUGAAUGAUACACCUACACAUUCUACAAACAACAAAGAGAACUAUGUUUCAGUUUGGGCAUGUGCAGCCGAAUGGUUUAACUCAGGAGUGAUCCAGUUCAGUCCUCAGAGCUACUAUCCUGCAAAUUUUUUAUGCAACUUGUUUUUAAAACACCUGAAUAAAAUGAGUGGCUCGUUAUCAUGCAUUUGCUGAACUAAAUGAAGGGAUUGAGCCUAUAAUUUGGUGUAUUCGAGAAUAAGUUUAUCUAAAAGUUACUAGAUCAUAGCGCUUGAGGACUGGACUUUAACAGCUCUGGUUUAACUGAUGUCGGAAAUUAGUUUAUUCUGUGACUGAUAAUUACGUCAAACUUCUACUCUUAAAAAACUUGACUUCUUAAUUAAUGAAGAAUAGCUGUUUCAAGGAUGAUUUUAAAGCUAUCAUGUAUAAAAUAUUCAGAUUUUUUUGCUUUACAAUGUACAAGAUAAUCAAAAUCAUGCAUUUUGCAUACACUCUGUGUACACAAAAUGACAAUAAAGUUUGUAUAAGUCUAAGAUUCUAGAUAUGUUUUUUUUCUGUCAGUGAGGAGAAAAGGCAAAAUACCUUUUUAAGCUAAUACUGUGAAUUUGUUUGUUAAAAAUAAAAAGCCUUGUUUAAUUUUAAGCUGAAAACCAUCUGCCUUUAUCUAACUUUCUAACUAUCAUCCUCCUCUAUCACACCAACUCUCUAAGCUUGUCAAAUUCAUCCAUAAACCUUUUCUGUGUUUUUCUUCUUUUUGUCUUUUCCAAUAUCCUUGAUCCAACAUCUCCACUCUCCUGUCUGUAUCUCCCCAGAGGCCUAAAUUUAUCCACCUUCAGGACAUUUAUUCCUUUCAGCAUCAUUGCUUAAUCCUUUCUUCAUCCACAUUUCAUUUUCUUU